Molecule: messenger RNA, 1224 nt
Organism: Hyaena hyaena (striped hyena)
Lineage: Eukaryota; Metazoa; Chordata; Mammalia; Carnivora; Hyaenidae
Gene: IDO1
Product: indoleamine 2,3-dioxygenase 1
Exons: 10
Coding region: 1-1224 (407 amino acids)
Biological process (GO): 'de novo' NAD+ biosynthetic process from L-tryptophan
Cellular component (GO): cytoplasm
Molecular function (GO): metal ion binding; L-tryptophan 2,3-dioxygenase activity; heme binding
Source: RefSeq, a predicted model, not a curated record
AUGGCACACAGCAGGACAUUGUCUACAGAAGAUUCUUGGGAAAAUUUCAAAGAAUACCAUAUAGAUGAAAAAGUGGGCUUCGCUCUGCCAGAUCCACUGGAGGAGCUACCUUACCCUUAUGAUCAAUGGAUUUUCAUUGCUAGAAACCUGCCUGAACUGAUUGAGAAAAAUGAACUACGUAACGAAGUUGAGAAGUUAAAACUGCUCAGUAUUGAUGGUCUCAAAAACCACAAAUCACAGCGCCUUGCACAUCUGGUCCUGGGAUAUAUCACCAUGGCGUAUGUGUGGAAUCAAGGCGGUGAAGAUGUUCGUAAGGUCCUGCCAAAAAAUAUUGCUAUUCCUUACUGUGAACUCUCUAAGAAGCUGGAUCUGCCUCCCAUUCUGGUUUAUGCAGACUGUGUCUUGGCAAACUGGAAGAAAAAGGACCCCAGUGGGCCCAUGAUUUAUGAGAACAUGGACAUUCUGUUUUCAUUUCCUGGUGGAGACUGUGGUAAAGGAUUUUUCCUGGUUUCUCUGUUGGUGGAAAUAGCAGCGGCUUCUGCAAUCAAAGUAAUUCCCGAUUUACUAAAUGCAGUAAAAUGUGAGGACCAGAAAACUUUGCAACAGGCACUGCGUUAUAUAUCUUCUUGUCUGAAACAAGCCCGCGAAGAGUUUCAGCAAAUUCAUGACUACGUGGACCCAAGCACAUUUUUCAAUGUUCUUCGCAUAUAUUUGUCUGGCUGGAAAGGCCACGCCCUGCUGCCAGAGGGUCUGAAGUACGAAGGUGUCUGGGAUACCCCAAAGAAGUUUGCAGGGGGUAGUGCAGCCCAAAGCAGCAUUUUCCAAUGUUUUGAUGUUCUGCUGGGCAUCCAGCAGAGUUCUGGUGAAGAAUUUGCUUCCAAAUUCCUUCAUGAAAUGAGAGAAUAUAUGCCGUUAGCUCACCGGAAAUUUCUUCAGACAUUAGAGUCAGCCCCCUCAGUCCGUCAGUUUGUUCUUUCAAAAGGUGAUGCUGAACUGCAGGCAGAUUAUAAUGAAUGUGUGAAAGCUAUGGUUGCUCUGCGAAGCUACCAUUUGUUUAUAGUAGCCAAGUACAUCGUGAAACCUUCAAAGAAACAGAAGGGGAGAAACUCAACAUCUGAAGAAUCAUCAGAACCUGAAAAUAAAGGAACUGGAGGCACUAGUGUCAUUCCUUUCCUGAAGAGUAUUAGAUGCACAACUGAGAAAUUCCUGCUGAAGCGUGACUAA